AUGAUUUUGGGGGGUCCCAAACGAGAGAGAAGAGAGUUUUUAUGGAGUGAAGAAUUGGAGGAGGCCUCAGCCGUGGUUGCGAAACACGUCAAGCUCCUGCGGGAGUACAACCAGAUCAAGGAUGUGGGGCAGCAGCUGAUGGGUAUGGUUGCCGAGAAGAGGGGCGUCACCGUGGGAAGUCUGUAUGAGACUCGCGAGUUUGGAGUUGGGCCGAAGGAUUGA
Messenger RNA from Colletotrichum scovillei, 222 nucleotides. RefSeq lists its product as uncharacterized. Bases 1 to 222 code for a protein of 73 amino acids. Gene Ontology annotation, biological process: double-strand break repair via homologous recombination; meiotic joint molecule formation; meiotic DNA recombinase assembly involved in reciprocal meiotic recombination. Gene Ontology annotation, cellular component: Swi5-Swi2 complex; Swi5-Sfr1 complex. The record is from RefSeq and is a predicted model, not a curated record. NCBI's taxonomy places the organism in Eukaryota, Fungi, Ascomycota, Sordariomycetes, Glomerellales, Glomerellaceae. The transcript has 2 exons.